AUGCUCACCUCUUUCCAUAUUGGGCUCCAAGCUAGACGUUACAGGAGGCCCAAGUCCAUGGGCAAUUCUAAUGUAAGCAUAAAGGUCAACAAGAAGGUGCAGAAGAUCCUUGUGCCCAAGCCAGAAGAGGCAGACAUGCAAAGCCAUUACACUACUUUCCAGACGGUGUACAGGCUGCUGAAGGACACCACCAUUGGCUACUUCACUGUGACUGUCGCUCCCAUGUCAAAGAGUGACAACAUCAGACUUGAUCCUCAUGCUGGCGGUCCCACUCUGGCUCGCAACACUGUCAACCUUCGCACGACUGUCAACCUUUGCACGCUCGACGAGGGCCAUGUUGGGUGUAUUCUCACCAGUAUGAAGAGGCAGUUUGAGGGGCUGCUCGACGAGAAUGCACCCAUUCUUGCAGUUGAACGUGAAUGGCUUUCAAUUCCAACUGAUCAAAGCGAGGACAGCGGAUCGGAGGAAUUCACUCUUUAUCCUGGCACCGUCUGGACCCCACAAGCACAGGGCAAAUUUGCCUCUAUGCUGAACGGGUCCCACCGCUUUGAGGCAUCCCUCCGCCUCACGCUGCCAGACACAAAGGCCUUGGAACAGGCACAACUUGCACUGAAGACCGUGCCAGAGGCAUCAGAGCAACAUGCUCUUGUGUCCCAGCGCAUCAGAGAUCUUGAGGACAUCAUCCGGACCAAGACAACCUGGACAGUACGGCUCUACGACAAGGCCAUGAUCGAGGCUUUGCAGUACCACGAGCAGAUGCUCUUCAUCCUCGCCCAGAACCGGGACACCGCGAAGAUGCCAGAUGAUGCUGAGUCGCAGCUCAACAUGUCUCUCCAUCUUCUGAGUGGCAAGCCAAUGGACACCUGGGAUGCUAUCAUCCCAGCAGUGCUGGGCAAGCAAAAGUCCAGUACAAUCACUCGGCUCUUGCGGUGGCGCGAGCUGUCGAGAAUGCUGGUUGAUUUGACUGAGCUUGGGCUGUUCUAUAAACCAAAGAACAUGCCUGCGAAAGUCCUAGACAUGAUGUACCGUGUGAACGGUGACUGUAUUAUUCCAAUCGUGUGUGGUCUUACACUACGCUUCAAGUUCUUGCUGCGCUGCGAUGGGCCUCCUCUUCUGGAUUGCAAGGCAUGGAUUGCACAGCACCCCAAGCUGAGGGAAGUCUGGGUUGCUGGUGUUGGCACUGGUAACGUGGAAACAACACGUCUAUCAGACAAAUUGCUCACAGCAAUGGACGCUGCCUUCCACGACCACCUUGAGCCGUACAUCGACUCGUUCUUCAGCUCAGACGCUGCCACCACUCAAAACAGUGAUCAGUGCGACAUCUGGACCGGGGCAAUGAAGCUUUACUGGGUAGAAAUCCGCAAUGCCAUCACCACCGAGUUCACUGACUCUGAUGGCCACUGUGACCCCGCUCUGGCUCGCAUCUUGAACCGACUUGACUGGCUCAGCGCCGGUGUUGACGCCUCUAACAAGGCUCUCCCGUCAUUUGCCACCGAGUACCCUCUUGUCUCAUCCCUACUCCUGGCAUCUCUGCCGAGGGUGUUGAACAAAGUUGAGCCUGCCCUUGCUGCUUUUGCAACCAUCAUAGAGCCACUUGCACUGUUUGGUUCCAGGUUGCGGGGAAACCGUGUAUGGACGUCAGGAUGGGGAGGUGUGCGGUCCUACAUUGAGAGCCGUAUUGGUGGAGCGGACAAGAGAGAGGCUGUUGAUGGCUUGUUCAGCACGAUAAUGCGACAUGUCCUUGAGCAUCAAAAUGUUGCUCUGUCAGCAAUGACGGUGUACCUGAAAGGUCUACCGGGCAUUGGGCUCAACCCCUCGCGCCCCCACAUUGGUGACACCAUGUCUGUCUACAUCAAGGCGUGGUACACAGCUCUUGGCAACAUCUUGACAAGAUAUAUAUCUCUUCAAUGUCUUGAGGUUUUGGGUGGUUUUCUCUGA
This is a messenger RNA of Fomitopsis serialis, 1938 nucleotides long. RefSeq lists its product as uncharacterized. The transcript is spliced from 10 exons. The record is from RefSeq and is a predicted model, not a curated record. The coding region runs from base 1 to 1938 and encodes 645 amino acids. NCBI's taxonomy places the organism in Eukaryota, Fungi, Basidiomycota, Agaricomycetes, Polyporales, Fomitopsidaceae.